CAAUGUCAGCUGGUUACACCACUCCAGCUCUACUUCAGUCCGAAGAACUUUCUGAAUGGACAGCCGUGGCGCGCCGGAACCACAUUCUUCUACUUCGGUCCUAUAUCGCUAGACUUUGUCUUCCACUUGUUCUUCUUCAUGAGAUACAGUCGCAUGCUGGAGGAAUCGUCGUUUCCUAAUCGCAAGGCGGACUACUUCUGGCUCUUGCUCCUUUCCUCGAUCAUGCUCCUGGUGUGUCGCGUCUCCUACAUCGAUGUUGUCGCCAGCUGAGAGACGGCAGGCUUUGUCGCCCUUGUUCAACCUCCCCUUCCUCUCCUCCUCGCUAGCAUUCGUGCCCAUCUACAUGUGGUCGCGGCGGCACCCGUCCACCCCAUAUCUCUUUUCGGCAUCAUCACUAUCACAGCGCCGUACCUGCCCAUUGCUCUCGUCGCGUUCUCGUGGAUCCUGAACGGUAGCUGGAAGGCCGCUGCGGGCGACCUGGUCGGCUGCGUUGUGGGCCAUGUCGGGUGGUUCUUGCGGGAUGUGUGGAGCCGGGAGUUGCUGGGAGGUCCGACGUUCUU
This is a messenger RNA of Mycena citricolor, 560 nucleotides long. Lineage: Eukaryota; Fungi; Basidiomycota; Agaricomycetes; Agaricales; Mycenaceae. The record is from the annotation of a GenBank genome assembly.